GUUUUUACCCAGGACAUGCCUCCCAAGAACUUUGACUAUUUCGUUUCGUGUCUGCACCUGCAGUUGUCAUCUUUGACUUCGUCAUCGAUCAUCGAGUCCGGACAGUUGUUUCAUUUUUGCUUUAUGUGUCUGGCCGGCAAGAAUGACCUCCUUCAUCUCCACCCGCGACACCUCCACCCCGCCGACCCCCUUCACCUUCCAGCAAGCCAUCGAACUGGGCUACGCACCGGACGGAGGGCUUUUCGUGCCAGAAACGUUCCAUGCCUUUACCGCAACAGAAAUCCGAGCCUAUAUUGAACGGAUAAAACUAAAAGAGAAAGACAAAGACCAAUGUGCUCCUCCAGCUACAACAGGAGAAAUAACAGCCGCCACACCCCCGCCCCUGACCUACGCGGAACUCGCUUUCGACAUCCUGAAAAAGUUCAUCAGAGAGGAGGAAAUCCCGAGAGAUGAUUUACGCGAAAUUUGCGAAGCCGCGAUGGCAACGUUUGCUGGAAAAAAUACAACAGCUACAAGUUCAACAUCACAUGAUGGCAGAAUAAACGCAGUCCCAGUAAAGCUGUUGAAAACCGCCAAACACCCGCAAACCAACAUCCACGUCGCGGAAUUGUUUCACGGGCCGACUUUUUGCUUCAAGGAUUUUGGUCAGCAAUUCACCAUCCGGUUGUUGGAAUAUUUCGCGUUUAAGGAACAGAAAUCUAAACUCGUCAUCGUCUCCACCACGGGUGACACCGGGCCGGCGGCACUACGAGCGGUGGCAGAUGCGGCGGAAAGUAGGAAGGAAAAAUUACAAGCGAGAAGGAGUUGUUCUGGUGCAGGAACUACUACAUCAGGAUCAGUAGAAAAUGAAAAAGACAACCUCCUUUCCAUCAUCGUUUCCCAUCCAGAGGGGCAGAUUUCGAAUUUGCAGAGACGGCAAAUGACAACUGUUUUCUCCUCGGCGGUGAAAACGUGCGUUUUUCAGGGCGGGGGGGAUGACUUGGAUGACAUUAUCAAGAAAAUCUCCUUGGAAAAUUCCGACAAAGUCACGGGUGUGAACAGCUACAACAUUGGGCGGCCAAUCGCACAGAUCGUCCACUACUUCUGGAGCUACUUGCAGGUUACAGCUGGACAAGGAACAAGAAGCGCCGCCGGGGCCGCCGCUGGAGAUGAAAAAGGGGGCAAAGAUCCUCCUGUCACGCGAGAAUCGAAGCUGCUCCCACCCGUCGACUUCGCCGUCCCGAGUGGCGCAUUAGGCAAUCUUACGGCGGGGUGGUUUGCAAAGAAGCUUGGAUUGCCGGUAAAACGUUUUAUCACUGGCACGAACGUGAACGAUAUCACGUUUCGCACGUUCACGACGGGGAAAUUUCAGAAAGCGGAGAAUAUGGUGAAAAACUUGGCGGAGGCGAUGAACAUUCAAGUACCGUACAACUUCGAAAGGCUGCUGUACUACGCAGCGACAGCAUCCUCCUGUGGAGAAACAGCUGCGCAUACCGUCCAGCGCAAAAUGGAGGAACUGGAGCGGACGAACAAAUAUGAGUUGGUGGAAGAGGUUUUCGCUUGGUUCCGAGAAAACGGGUUUUCCCCGAACUCCUACCGGAUCAGCGACGAGGAGAUUGUGCAGGUGAUCCGGGAAGCGGCUUCGGAAGAAAUUCAGCUCGAGGGUGGAAAUCUUCAAGCUACUGGUUGUGAAGAAACAAACAAUACCUCUAUGGUCCUUUGCCCCCAUUCUGCCUGUGGCGUGAGGGCGGCGUGGAAUUUCUGCGAUAAAGAGAAGAUGAGGACAGAACAAGUUGUUCAGGAGGAUGAGCGGCAUUAUGGUGACAAAGUGAUCGAGAUGAAGAACACCGGUGCUGAUACUGCAAGUACAAAAACCACGACGACCCCAGAUGAAGGCGUGCCGAUCAUCGUCCUGGCGACUGCGAGCUGGUGUAAGUUUGAAGAGGUAGUGGAGCAGGCGUUCGGUACUAGUUGUGAUAGGAGAGAGACUUCUCACGACAGAACGUCUACUGCUGCAUCUGGUUCUACUUCUAGUAGUGGUGCGUCAACAUCUGGUGCAGCUGUGGCGCAAGAGCAACGUCGUGCAGAAGCAGCAGCCGCUUGUUCCACUUCUGCAUCGUCAAUAUCGACGGCCGCCAGCAGUGCUGAAGAGUGUAAAGAGGCAACUACAGCAGGAGCCUCUUUCAAACGAACAGGAAAAUCGCUCAUAGUUCCACCGCUCCCGCAAGCAGCGGCCUUGCUGAUGACGCUACCCGAGAGGCCUUACGAUCUAAAACUCUGGAAAGAGGACGUUGGAGAUUGGGAAACACAGUUCAAAAAGUUAGUGCUGCAGUCCAUUUGUAGUUGAUACGAUAAGUACGGCUACUUGCGAGUCAGGAACCUGUGUGUGUGUCGUGAAUGAUAAUCGUCAAGAUAAAGCGGAAGACUCAAGAACAUUAUGGCCACGCAAGGCGACCUACGUGCAACACAUGACGACGAAAUUCCAUGAUUUAUACUGUGACGUCUUGCGAAAACGACUUCGAACAAGAGCUGUGUUAGCUGCUGCUGCGAACAGCAACAAUGAAGUGU
This is a messenger RNA of Amoebophrya sp. A120, 2547 nucleotides long. The record is from the annotation of a GenBank genome assembly. Lineage: Eukaryota; Dinophyceae; Syndiniales; Amoebophryaceae.